UUUUCUUUUAAUAAAUAUCCUUUCCUUAUAUUGUGGCAAAACUCUCUGUUCCCAGAACUCGGUCUUCUUUAUCCUUCUAACUCUUCUUCUUCUUCCAGAAAUAGCAUUUAUUUCGUCUCUAUAAUAUCACUAUCUGUUACUCCACUUUUAUUUUGUUGCGAGAACCGGGACCACCCAAUAAUUUUUCGUUCUGAAGAUGUGCCAACAGUUUAACGAGACGGUUUCCACAAAUAGAUAGUGUAAAAUUUUGCUGGGAUUUCUAGUAUUGAUCAGUAGCAUGAAUAAGGGUGGGCAUUCUCUAAAAUUGGUUCUCUUGGAUUUGAUUCAAAAGUGUAACAACUUGAGAUCUUUUAACCAAAUCCAUGCACAUCUAUUGACCUCUGCCCUUGUUGCCAAUGACUUGGUUCUCACCAAAGUUGCAAACUUUUUUGGAAAACAUGUCACUGAUGUUCAUCACCCUUGCAAUUUCUUGAAGCAAUUUGAUUGGAGCUUGAGCUCUUUCCCUUUCAAUUUGCUGAUUUCUGGCUAUGCUUCUGGUCAGUUACCCUGCAAUGCAAUUCUGAUUUAUAGAUGGGUUGUUAGAAAUGGAUUUGUGCCUGAUGUGUACACUGUCCCAUCUGUUUUGAAAUCUUGUGCUAAGUUUUUUGGUAUUAUAGAGGUUAGACAGUUCCAUUCUGUAUCUGUUAAGAGUGGUUUGUGGUGUGACAUGUAUGUGCAGAACACUUUCGUUCAUGUUUAUAGCAUUUGUGGCGAUACUGUUGGUGCUGUUAAGGUGUUUGAUGACAUGCUUGUGAGAGAUGUGGUGUCUUGGACUGGUUUGAUAUCUGGGUAUGUGAAAGCAGGGUUGUUUAAUGAUGCCAUUGCAUUGUUUUCGAGAAUGGAUGUGGAGCCUAAUGUGGCUACCUUUGUUAGCAUACUUGGGUCUUGUGGGAAAUUGGGUUGUUUAAAUUUGGGGAAGGGGAUUCAUGGAUUGGUUUUCAAAUACCUAUACGAGAAGGAGUUGGCGGUAUGCAAUGCUGUGUUGGAUAUGUAUAUGAAGUGUGAGUCUGUGACUGAUGCAAAGCAACUGUUUGAUGAGAUACCUGAAAAAGACAUUAUUUCUUGGACUAGUAUGAUAGGUGGUUUAGUGCAGAGUCAGUGUCCCAAGGAAUCACUGGACUUGUUCUGUCAAAUGCAGUGCUCAGGUUUUGAGCCUGAUGAGGUUACACUGACCAGUGUGCUUUCUGCUUGUGCCAGUCUUGGGCUUCUUGAUUAUGGCAGAUGGGUCCAUGAAUACAUUGAUCGUAGCCGCAUUAAAUGGGAUGUUCAUAUUGGAACAGCAUUGGUUGACAUGUAUGCAAAAUGUGGCUGUAUAGAGAUGGCGCAACGUAUCUUCAGUGGAAUGUCUUCUAAGAAUAUUCGUACUUGGAAUGCCUGUAUAAAUGGUCUAGCAAUAAAUGGACAUGGGCAAGAAGCAUUGAAACAAUUUGAAGAUCUAAUUGAAUCUGGCGCAAGGCCUAAUGAGGUGACCUUCCUAGCUGUUCUUACAGCUUGUUGCCAUUCUGGCUUGGUCGUUGAAGGCCGUAGGUAUUUCAAUCAGAUGACAAGUCCCCUCCACAAUCUUUCUCCCUGUUUAGAACACUAUGGAUGCAUGGUUGAUUUGCUGUGCAGGGCUGGAUUGGUGGAGGAAGCUUUGGAGUUGAUAAAGACAAUGCCCAUGCCCCCUGAUGUGCAGAUCCUAGGAGCUCUUUUGAGUGCCUGUAAUACAUAUGGAAAUGUUGGAUUCUCCCCAGAAAUGUUGAAAUCACUUCAGAAUUUUGAAUAUCAAGAUAGUGGCAUAUUCGUGCUUCUUUCUAAUCUGUAUGCAACUAAUAAUAAAUGGGCUGAAGUGAGAACUGUAAGGAGACUGAUGAAGCAGAAAGGAAUAAGCAAGGCUCCAGGUUCUAGCCUUAUAAGGGUGGAUGGUAAGAGUCAUGAAUUUUUAGUUGGACAUAACAACCAUCCUCAAAGUGAGGAUAUUCACAUAUUAUUGAACAUCCUUUCCAAUCAAAUCUACCUUGAGGGGCAUAUUGAUACCCUUUCUUGAUCAUACUGGCAUACCUACCCUUAGCUCAAGCUCUUGAGUUUGGAUUUAAACCAGUUCUAAUGGCGCAUUCUAUGAAUAGUGCCCUAAAUGGUUUGACUUGUCUUUUUAUGUUCCUACUCAAUGGACGGGUUGGAACACGUUAUGGAAAUUCUUUAAAGUUACAUAAGACCGCCGCAUUUAUGGUAAAGGUUCUUUUUUAGGGGCCAAGGGAAAAUUAUCUUGCAUCUGUGCCACGGUAGUAACAUUUCAUGUUUAUGACUGGGCCGGCGAUAAUUGGUCAUCUGAACUUUGUAAUUAGUGUAGGAAGGUGCCCUCAAGCUUUGGCAUUGAGACCAAAACAGAGAAACAGAAGACACCGGUUCAGGUUCAGAUAUGAAAUGCUUCAACCUCAAACAAUUCAUGUGGUGACUGUAGCGAGAGAUUCAUACCAUUCCACUAAAUGUAAUGAUGUCCACAUUC
Messenger RNA from Abrus precatorius (Indian licorice), 2524 nucleotides. RefSeq names its product pentatricopeptide repeat-containing protein At4g38010. The transcript has a single exon. Gene Ontology annotation, biological process: RNA modification. Lineage: Eukaryota; Viridiplantae; Streptophyta; Magnoliopsida; Fabales; Fabaceae. The record is from RefSeq and is a predicted model, not a curated record. Gene Ontology annotation, molecular function: RNA binding; protein binding. Bases 278 to 2065 code for a protein of 595 amino acids.